UCGCAUCACUUUCCUGGGCACGGGGUGCGGCUAUCCCUUCAAAGUAUCGCAACGUCACGGGCAUGUACCUAGAGCUACCGACUGGAAGAGACGACGAGGACUGGGCUGGCCUCAUGUUGGACUGUGGAGAAGGCAGUUUGGGCCAGUUGUAUCGCUACGGGGGAGGAGACAAACGCCGGCUUCAAGAGCUGGUGGAUCGUCUCAAGUGCGUCUGGAUCUCGCACAACCACGCGGAUCACCAUCUGGGGCUGCUGCGACUGCUAAGCGCGCGUGCGUCCACCGUGGAGGAGCCGCUGCUGGUCAUCGGACCGACGCCGCUACAGUUCUGGCUGGACGAAUACGCGGCGCUCGACCCGACGGUGCGCAACAAAUACGCGUUCGUCGACAACUUGAGCUUCGACGAGAGCGAUUCCCGCAGUCAACAAGUCGAAUAUCACGUCAAAGCGGCUCGUGCGCGCGUGUGGCUGCGAGAGACGCUCAACAUCUCGCAGCUCGAGUGCGUCCCCGUCAAGCACGCGCACCAAUCGUAUGCCGUCGUGUUGACGUUCGUGAACGACGCCAAGCUGGCGUUCUCCGGAGACUGUCGCCCCAGUGAGAAGCUGGCGGAGAAGGCCACGAACGCCUUCCUGAUGGUCCACGAGGCCACAUUCGAGGACGAACUGACCAAAGAAGCCAAGGACAAGGCGCACUGCACCAUGGCCGAGGCGAUUCAAGUGGGACGUCAAGCCAACGCGCGGCACUUGCUGCUCACCCACUUCAGUCAGAGAUACCCCAAGACGGCUGUGCUGUCCAGUUCUAGUGCCGAGAGCGCCAUGGACGUGCUGACAGCCAUCGACAUGUUGUCUCUGCGCUUCCGAGAGCUCCGACAGCCGCAGCUCAUGGACGUGUGCACGCAGCUCAUGACACAGGACGACGACGAAGACUCCGAGGCUGCAGCGAGUCACACGGCGCAGCAACAACGCCAAGAGAGGAAGAAACAAAAGAGCGUCGAGCGUACAGCCCAGUCCUAAAGCAACAACAACAAAGACUCUGCAUUUGUGCUGCCA
Messenger RNA from Phytophthora infestans T30-4, 1046 nucleotides. RefSeq lists its product as uncharacterized. The record is from RefSeq and is a predicted model, not a curated record. Gene Ontology annotation, molecular function: 3'-tRNA processing endoribonuclease activity. The coding region runs from base 63 to 1010 and encodes 315 amino acids. The transcript has a single exon. NCBI's taxonomy places the organism in Eukaryota, Oomycota, Peronosporomycetes, Peronosporales, Peronosporaceae. Gene Ontology annotation, biological process: mitochondrial tRNA 3'-end processing. Gene Ontology annotation, cellular component: mitochondrion.